AUGAUAAAAUACAUUUUAAGUGAGGAGAAGAAACCUAUUAUCAGCGAAAUCUUCAAAAUGCUGCCGGAUCCCAAUAUCGAGCUGAAAGGUAGCGAGAAGCGGAAAUCAUCCAAAUGGCUUAGAGAAGAUCACUCUGCCGAUACAAGACCUUUGGAAAUCGUGGAUCUUUAUACUGGUAUUACCCUUCUAUUAAUCGGCAAGAACUCCGGCAAUCGAUGGGUGGCUAAUGCAAAUGUCCGGAUGCUGGCCAUUAGUGGCAAAUUCCGCGUCUUCUAUGCUCGGAAGACGAUACCGAUUACUGCAGGCCGUGCUUCAUUUGUGGCUUGCUCGGCACCCGGGAGCGCAUGGUCGCGAGUACUCUUCAUCUUAAGUUUACAUGUCGUUCCAGAACAUCGCCUUGCCAUCUCGUCUGUCCGGAAACUGAGCAUACUAGUGUUUGUUCUUGCGGUCAUGGGGCGCCUCUCAGUCCGACUGAAGAUGGCUUCACUUCGUUGGCUCUUGUAUGCUAUUCCAUUUGCGAUUGCCAUGGGUGCUGCAGUAUGCGCGGUGCCACUACCACCUGUUCUUACCAUGGCUGUUCCCCCAAUUCUCUCCCCUCCGCCCGAGGACGCUCUUAAAUUUAUACUUGCCUCAAUUCCAGAUCUCAUUAACCGUUUGGCCAAAAGCGAUACAGAUGCCUUUUUUGAAGAUUUUCUGAAGCUUUUGAACGCCUUCAUCAGUGCCUUUCAAGCCCUCCCCAUUCGUCUUGACUCAUCUUCUAGUUCAAGAUUUGGCACCACUUCGCCACUGUCCAUGAUAGACUUUAACACACUAAUGACAAAGGCUGCCAUGGAACUCUCUUCGCACAGCAUUCCCGCUAACCAGACAUUGAGGGGUGUUACGUCCAAUCCCAUUCGUAAACUUAUCGUGGGAAUGACCAAUGCCUGCGCACUCUCCGCCAACCGGUUUGGGCCUGAUACUUCCAAAUAUCAGCUCGCGAUGCUGGACACCAAUAUCAGUCCCUUUUUGGGAGCAUUUUCUAGCGCAACUGGAUCGAAUCCGACUGAGUUCGUGCCACAGGAUGUGGAUGCCAUGAUGAAUCUUAGAAACUGCUUCCCGAGCACUGCCAAACUGUUUUCUUCUGGUGCUUAA
This is a messenger RNA of Rhizoctonia solani, 1131 nucleotides long. RefSeq lists its product as uncharacterized. The record is from RefSeq and is a predicted model, not a curated record. The transcript is spliced from 6 exons. Lineage: Eukaryota; Fungi; Basidiomycota; Agaricomycetes; Cantharellales; Ceratobasidiaceae. The coding region runs from base 1 to 1131 and encodes 376 amino acids.